AUGCCCAGGCGUCACCCCAAGCCCGGGGCCCAGUGGGUGGCGCCCAAGGGGUUCCCGGACGAGGGCGACGGCGCCAGCCGCAGGAGACCCCCGCUGCUGCCCAGGCUGCCUCCGCCCGAGCUGCGAGCAUCUUGGGGCGCGGACGGCUUAGGGGGUUCGAGGGCCUCGGGGGGCGGCGCAGGGUGGUGGCAGACCCCCCGGGGCCAGGCCUCGCCCGCGGCGCCUGGGGAGGGCGUCAGGAGCCCCCCGCCGCGCCUGCCCGCCCUGCCCACCGUGGCCCCGCGGGCGGCGCAGGACCGGACAGGGCUGAGGUCGCUGCUGCUGCCACCCCUGCUCCUGGCCCGCGCGGCCCGGGCACCGGCGCCCCCGCGCCCCGAGCCUCGAGAGUGCGAGGACCCCCGGAGGGGCCCGGCCAAGGAGGCCGCGGACUCCUUGGGCGCCCUCCUAGGAGAGUUCCUCCCCAGCAGGUUCCGGGAGUUCCUACGCCAGCUGGGCGUGGAGCGUGCGGAGCAGCCGCGGCCGCGGACAUCCUCAGGAGCGCAACACCAAAGGAGUGUGUCAGAGCGCUGCCAGAGGUGUCCUUGCUGUCCCAGAGCCUCCUUCCUCCCAGACCUGCAGGGCAAGUCAUCGUUCAUCCGGAACAGUCUUAAGAAGAUUUUGCUCCAUCAGAUACCUGCCCUGGGGACCUCGAAGAGAGACCACUCACAAUUCACUACGAUCAAGAAGGCCAGCCACUCCUCGGAGGAAGGCUCAGGGCACUGCAGGCGGUGCUCUCCGUUCCGAGUGCGGUUCGCUGACGAGACCCUGCGGGACACAGCACUCCGCUACUGGGAGCGCAGCUGUGCGGUCCAGCAGGGCAGCCUCAAGAACGGGACGGCCACCCGGUCGUUGGCAUCAGAGCGGGCGUUCGGGAGCCUGGGGAGAUGGCUGGAGAAUCUGCCCAAAGACCUGUACUCCAGCGCCAAGGCGGAGGCCGUGGCCGGCUCCCCAUUCAGCUGGAACUACCCCUGCCGGUGCACCCAGGAGCCGCAGGGCCACCUCUCUGAGGACGCCUCCAUGAAGAGCAGGCUGCCCGUCAUCCCCAGGGCCACCACCCAGAGGCAGCAGGGGGACCUCAAAACCUUCCCAGACACCCACAGAAUCCUGGAGCAAGUGGGCAAAUCGCCCUGCUCCUGGAGCCAGAAGCUGGAGUCCUUCCUGCCCAGCUUGGUGCUGCACACGGUCCUGAGGCAAGACUGCCCUAAGGGGUACUAGCUCCUCCUGCCCUCUGCAACCUCGCAGCGGGCUCAGCGGUGAAUGGCCACCGGAGCCCAAGCCCAGGCCUGGACACGGCCCAGGGGUGAGGGGAGGCCUUCCCUGCCCCACAAAUAAACGCACAGCCCAGGC
This is a messenger RNA of Equus quagga, 1386 nucleotides long. RefSeq names its product chromosome 1 C9orf50 homolog (gene C1H9orf50). The transcript has 7 exons. The record is from RefSeq and is a predicted model, not a curated record. NCBI's taxonomy places the organism in Eukaryota, Metazoa, Chordata, Mammalia, Perissodactyla, Equidae. Bases 1 to 1254 code for a protein of 417 amino acids.